AUGUUCAAUAGUAGCAUAACAACCGUCACUGAAUUCAUCAUUUUGGGAUUCCCAGGACUCCUGCCCCAGUAUCAUGGACCAGUCGGAGCACUUUUAUUCCUCAUCUAUCUAAUGCUUGCAACUGGAAAUGUUUUCAUCGUCAUGUUUGUAGCCUCUGAGAGAAGCCUUCAAAAACCAACCUAUCUUAUUUUCUGUAACCUUGCGAUGUCAGACCUUGCAUUUGGAACAGUCACUUUGCCAAAAGUCAUUGCAAGGUACUGGCUCUCAGAUAGAAUAAUCUCAUACAGUGCAUGCUUUACUCAGAUGUUUUUUGUCCAUUUUUUGGGGGCUAAUAAUUCAUUACUUAUGUCAUUAUUGGCUCUUGACCGAUUCAUUGCCAUAUGCAACCCUCUCAGAUAUCCCUCUCUAAUUACAAAUCGCUCUAUUUUAAAAUUGUGCACAAUUUCAUGGGUAUUUACAGUUGUAUGUAUGGUUGUAAUUGUUAAUGGAGCCCUUUCCAUGCCUUACUGUGGUCCAAAUAUUAUAACCCAAUGUUACUGUGAUCAUACUUCAAUAACUAAACUUGCAUGUGCUGACAUUACAAGGGUAAAAACCUUUGCAUUUGGUAUAGCUAUGUUCGUUCUCAUGGGUCCCUUCACUUUUAUCAUAUUCUCUUACAUAUUCAUAAUAGCAUCUGUCUCCAAAAUCUCCAGCUCAGAGGGGCGAUAUAAGACAUUUUCAACAUGCAGCCCUCAGCUAAUGAUUAUAUGCCUUUAUUAUCUGCCUAGAUGUGUUGUUUACAUAUAUGACAUGAGUGUUGAAAUCAAUGCAAACAUUCGUAUUAUGUUGAUUAUGUGGUAUAGCUUAUUUCCUUCUGUUGUGAAUCCAGUCAUAUACUGCUUUCGAACAAAGGAAAUCAAAGAUAUUCUAAAAAGGAAAAUUAAAACCAGACUAAUUGCAAUUAAGUAA
Messenger RNA from Chanos chanos (milkfish), 948 nucleotides. Its product is annotated as olfactory receptor 2AT4-like. Gene Ontology annotation, molecular function: G protein-coupled receptor activity; olfactory receptor activity. The record is from RefSeq and is a predicted model, not a curated record. Gene Ontology annotation, cellular component: membrane. Gene Ontology annotation, biological process: G protein-coupled receptor signaling pathway. Lineage: Eukaryota; Metazoa; Chordata; Actinopteri; Gonorynchiformes; Chanidae. Bases 1 to 948 code for a protein of 315 amino acids. The transcript has a single exon.